AUGCCGGUAGAUAGCACCUCGAUUUCGUACAUCUCCUCUGUCGCGGCGACUGCACGGAAUCUCUACCGCCGCGCGAAGACAUCAGGCCCUGAAUUUGCAGACAUCGCGACUGGUGUGCGUCCUCUGCACUCGGUUCUCAAGCAUCUGCGCGCCGAGGCAGAGGACCCAGACAGUCUCCUCAACAGCGACGGAUAUGAAUCCUCAGUCUACGCCCGUCAACUUACACCAAUAGUCGAGGACACCGACUUCACGCUCAAGCAGCUGGACACAAUCCUCGAGAAGUAUGGCUCUUAUCCCAGCGACGGCGAAAGCCCCGACAGUGGGCGAAGAGAACGGGCAAACUCCAGUGCCAAACGCAUGGAGGACCGCGAGAGGGACAUGGUCGCUCUGAUAAGGACCAAGCUGGCGAACCAGAAGACCAACAUCGACAUCUUCCUAGACACGGUGCAGCUGCACAAUCCGACGAGGCAGCACAAGCCCGUCGACCUGGAACAUGCAGACGAUCAGCAGAUGGACAAGAUCAAGGAUAAGGUUGAUGUUGUGGCUGCGCGUCUGUUCCAGCGCAGGGCCAGGGCCUCGGCCUCAGGCGAUGCCGCCCAGGAGAGCGAGGAUCAGAUGUGGCAGGAGUUCUGGGCCGAGCUGGUCAAGGAGGGCUUCUCAAGUGAUGUCCUCAGGAAGCACAAGGAAGUUCUGCGCGCUUACAUCCGUGAGCUGGACUCAAACGGUUACCUGGAUGACAAACCGCCGUCGGUGCGUGGCCUUCUAGACCAACAGCUGCCGCAGGGUCGCCGCAACGGUGCAUAUGCAGCUCAGCAAUACGCGCCAUAUCCGGAGACGCCCGCAUUCGGUGCUCGCCAACCGCAGCAGUAUGGAUCCUCACCCUUGCCACCGCCAGUGGAAAUCACCCCGGCCUCGUACCCAUCAAAUCCCCAUGGCGAGACCAUGUCUCCCAAGGAGAUGGUCUCGCCCAGCAUGGACAACGAGAAGUUCAUGCCCAGCGUGAAACUCGAACGGCGCCAGCCGGAACAGUGGCCCAGCCAUGCGGAGAGCCAUUCACCAACCAAGCCGGGUUAUAACCCUUACAUUCCGCAGAGCCAACAAGGUGGCCACCCUCCACCACCAACAAGCAUGCCGAUGCAAACGUCCUACGAGCGCUAUUCGUCCGAUUCAUGCUCGGACUCGGGCUCAACGGACUCGCAACAACUGGCUCUGAUCUCCACUCAGGAUCUCAUGGCCCUAGACCGCAAUGAAGCUGACAACCUCUCGGCCCGCAUGGGUGGGCUUGGUCUCUCGCCGGCCUUGUUGCCCACAAAUUACGGCGUCUCGCCGGGCACUUCACCCAGCACACGAUAUCUUCCGCCGCCCGUCGCUGCCCUGCCGCCGGACCACCCGCUUAGCUCAUCGCCACAGUCGCAGGCGCUUCAAGGCGCCGCGCCGCGAUACGUCCCACCUCUCCCCGGCUAUGGAAGUCCGACGGCUUCCACACUGACGCCGCCACCUCCUUAUGCCUCUCCCAUCUCACAAGGCGCUGCGCCCAUUCCUUUCCCCUCCUCGGCGCCCGUCCUCGGCACCUGGCUUCCCACCACCGCCAACAUCGGCACCCAGACCCCAGCCGAGACGGAUUCCGAGGAUAUCAUCUGGGAUGAGUCAGAUACAACUGAUUCUGAGUCCCGCGAUCGGUCCGGGGCUUUGACGGACAAGUACGUUCCCCGGGAGCAUCGUCGCCGACGUAACAGGAGAGCUUCGACCAACUCCACCAUCCAAGAGGAGCCAGAGCUCGAAGAGAAGGGAGAUCGGAAGGGCCACAGGGUCUACCCGGUCAUCGUUGAGAAGACCUCACCCGCAGCCGUCACCCAGCCCAAGCCCAUCCUCAAGAAUCGUAACGAGAACCACGUCAGAUUCGACGAGGAUGGCCCAAGAGAGGUUGACCCCAGGGAGUUGGAGAGGGAAAGAGAACGCAGGGAGCGCAGGGAACGGAGGAGAGCAGAGAGGGAGAGAGACGGCGACCGCCGCCGCCGAGAUCGCGAGGGGCAUCGCGACCGCGGCGGUGACCGCGACCGCGGCGGUGACCGCGACCGCGAGCGUGAUAGAGACCGCGACGCCACCCGCGACAGAGAGCGCGAGCGGGAUCGCGACAGAGAGCGAGACAGCAGGCAGCAUCGCGACCGCGACCACCACUCGUCGUCUUCGCACUACCGCCCCCGUGACCGCGACACCACGCGGGACCGGACUGUCGACCGCGAGCGCGAGCGUGAGGAGGCACGCGACAAGCGCCGCGCAAAGAAGCGUGUCUGGGGCGAGACGCUCGGGGCCGUCGGUAUCGGCGGCGCCGCGGCGUCGCUCCUUGGCGUCUUGACCGAGGCCGCGUCUGGGCUGUAA
Molecule: messenger RNA, 2379 nt
Organism: Diaporthe citri
Lineage: Eukaryota; Fungi; Ascomycota; Sordariomycetes; Diaporthales; Diaporthaceae
Exons: 3
Coding region: 1-2379 (792 amino acids)
Source: RefSeq, a predicted model, not a curated record